UUUUUUUAUACCACCAAUUUUUUUAAAUCAAGGAUAAUUUGCCAUGAUGAAAAUGUUUUUAGUGCUUUUGUUGAGUGUGUUUUCGUUGGUGCAAGGGAAAGUGACACCGGACUACUUCCCGCAAUGCAAGAGGAACGAUCCCCAAAUCGAGAAGUGCAUCCUGGAUGCUGUGGAGGUUUUGAAGCCGAAGUUGCUGGAGGGCAUCCCGGAGGUUGCCGUGCCGUCCAUCGAGCCCUUCAGCCUGCCGACCCUAAAGCUGGACAGGAACGCCCCAUCCCUCCGUCUGAAGGCCAACGUCAAGAACAUGAAGGUGUACGGUGGAUCCAACUAUAAGAUUGAGAAGUUCAAACUGAACCUGAACAACAAGUACGUGGCUGAGCUGAAGCUGUCCCUGCCGCGUGUGCACGUGACCGCCGACUACGACGUGCGCGGCUCGCAGGUCCUCACUGUCGACAUCAACGGCAAGGGCAGGAUGAAGUGUAACUUCACAAACAUUGUUGCUGUAGUCAAAGGAACGGCCAAGGAAAUUGAGAAGGACGGCGUGAAAUACCUGCAGGUGGACAAGAUCAUCGCCAAACUGAAGCUCGGACACGGACAAGUUGCCUUCGACGACACCGAGAGACCUGUUGCUGCAUCCUCAGCAGCGGCAUUCUUCAACGCCAGCCCCACCGCUGUUUUGGAAAUUUUCAAUCCGCUCAUCGAGGAAAGCGCCGCCACCAUAUUCAAGGCGUACGCCAACAAAAUAUUCUCCAUCAUACCCCUCAGUGAGAUCCUGUAUGAAGACUAGUGAAUAGACUAGAAGAAGACAAGUUAAUAGACUAAAGCCUAAGUAGGUUAAGAUGUUGAGCGACUGAUUUAAG
Messenger RNA from Aricia agestis (brown argus), 860 nucleotides. RefSeq lists its product as uncharacterized. The transcript is spliced from 6 exons. Lineage: Eukaryota; Metazoa; Arthropoda; Insecta; Lepidoptera; Lycaenidae. The record is from RefSeq and is a predicted model, not a curated record. The coding region runs from base 44 to 787 and encodes 247 amino acids.